AUGUCGACGUCAGCAAUUUAUUUUCUCGAUGUGAAGGGAAAGGUGCUGCUUUCACGGAACUACCGCGGAGAUGUUGACAUGAACCUCAUCGACAAAUUCAUGCCACUAGUCAUGGAGCGUGAAGAAGACGGCAAUCUAAAUCCCGUUAUUCAAACAAAUGAUUGCACUUUCGCUUUCAUCAAGCAUAAUAAUCUCUACGUUGUCUCGACAUCAAGAAAAAAUGCAAAUGUGGCCAUGGUCUUCGUUUUCCUUCACCGAGUUGUUCAAGUGCUCACCGAGUACUUCAAAGAGCUUGAAGAAGAAAGUAUUCGGGACAAUUUUGUUAUCCUAUACGAGCUUCUGGACGAGUUAUGCGAUUUCGGUUAUCCACAAACUACGGAAUCGAAAAUUUUGCAAGAGUGA
Molecule: messenger RNA, 402 nt
Organism: Notodromas monacha
Lineage: Eukaryota; Metazoa; Arthropoda; Ostracoda; Podocopida; Cyprididae
Source: the annotation of a GenBank genome assembly